AAACUCAAAUAAUAUCAAAAUGGAAUCUAAAAAAACACAUAGAGCAGAGAAAAAAGGAAGCCAUGUUCUUGAAGCUUUUCACCAUCUCCUUCUUCUUCAACCUCCUCUUUCAAUCCCAAGAAACAUCUUCCCAAAGUACCAACUUCACUUACAACGAUGGCUUUAACCCACCCACUGACAUAUCCCUCCAAGGGAUCACCACCGUCACAUCAAACGGUCUCUUGAAACUAACCAACUACACCGUCCAAAAAACCGGUCACGCCUUUUACACCAAACCAAUCCGGUUCAAAGACUCCCCAAACGGCACCGUUUACUCAUUCUCCACAACCUUUGUUUUCGCUAUUCACUCUCAGAUCCCUAUACUUAGCGGUCACGGCAUCGCCUUUGUCGUCGCUCCUAACCCUAGCCUUCCUUACGCAACCGCAAGCCAGUACAUCGGUCUCUUCAACAUCACAAACAACGGUAACGACACGAACCAGGUCUUCGCUGUGGAGCUCGACACGAUCCGGAGCACAGAGUUUAACGACACUGAUGAUAACCAUGUCGGAAUCGAUAUCAAUAGUUUGAAGUCGGAGAGAACCUCGUUAGCCGGGUGGUGGGACGAGAAGGGACAGUUCAAGAAUCUGAGUCUGAUCAGUCGUAAGCCGAUGCAAGUCUGGGUCGACUACGACGGUGGCUCGCACAAGAUCGACGUCACGAUGGCUCCGUUCAACGAGGAUAAACCUAGAAGACCGCUUGUGUCGGCUGUAAGAGAUCUUUCUUCGGUUAUAAGCCAAGACAUGUUUGUCGGUUUCUCGUCUGCCACAGGUUCUGUUCUGUCGGAACAUUUUAUCCUCGGGUGGAGUUUUAAGGUGAACGGUGAGGCUCCACCUUUGGCUUUAUCGAGACUUCCGAAGCUUCCUCGGUUCGAGCCCAAGAGAAUCUCAGAUUUUUUCAAGAUCGGGAUGCCGUUGAUCUCCCUCUUCUUGAUAUUCUGUUUCAUCUUCCUCGUUUGCUUCCUCGUGAGGAGGAGGAGAAAGUUCGCGGAGGAGAUGGACGAGUGGGAGAAAGAGUUUGGGAAGAACAGGUUCAGGUUCAAGGAUUUGUACUACGCGACCAAAGGGUUCAAGGAGAAGGACUUGCUCGGAACCGGCGGGUUUGGGAGUGUUUACAAAGGUGUGAUUCCUGGGACGAAGCUGGAGAUCGCCGUGAAAAGAGUCUCUCACGAGUCGAGACAAGGGAUGAAAGAGUUUGUGGCGGAGAUUGUGAGUAUUGGUCGGAUGAGUCACCGAAACUUAGUCCCUCUCUUGGGGUAUUGCCGCAGGAGAGGUGAGCUUCUUCUUAUAUAUGACUUCAUGCCUAAUGGGAGCUUAGACAAGUACUUGUACAACACGCCAGAGGUAACCCUAAACUGGAAACAGAGGAUCAAGGUGAUUCUAGGGGUUGCUUCCGGAUUGUUCUACCUUCAUGAGGAAUGGGAGCAAGUGGUGAUUCACCGAGACGUUAAAGCCAGCAACGUCUUGUUAGAUGGAGAACUCAACGGAAGGCUCGGAGAUUUCGGUUUGGCUAGGUUGUAUGAUCACGGGUCGGAUCCUCAGACCACGCAUGUUGUUGGGACAUUGGGAUACUUAGCUCCUGAACACACUCGGACAGGACGUGCAACAACGGCUACCGAUGUUUUCGCGUUUGGAGCGUUCUUGCUAGAAGUCACGUGCGGGAGACGUCCUAUAGAGAUCAGGCACGAGAUCGAUGAGACGUUCUUGCUCGUGGAGUGGGUUUUCGGGUUAUGGAACAAGGGAAACAUCUUGGAUGCUAAGGACCCUAACAUGGGUUAUGAGUAUGACGAAAAGGAGGUGGAAAUGGUUUUGAAGCUAGGUCUCUUGUGCUCUCACCCGGACCCAAGGGCUAGACCAAGUAUGAGACAAGUGUUACAAUAUCUAAGGGGAGAUGCAAAGUUGCCUGAUUUGUCUCCUUUGGACUUUUCUGGGAGUGGGAUGAUACUUGGGCUCCAAGAUGGGUUUAGCGAAUUAGGGAUGUCGUAUUCUUCAUCCGUGUUUAAAGGGUUUACCGGGGGAUCUAUAGCUGAUUCUCUACUCUCCGGUGGGAGAUGAAUGUUUUGAAUAUUAAGAUGUUUUUGUGUGUAUGUUAUUGUAAAAUAAUUGAAACUUUUAUCAAAGAAUAGAUUAUGACAAAUGUUGUUUAGAUGAAA
This is a messenger RNA of Brassica oleracea var. oleracea, 2188 nucleotides long. RefSeq names its product L-type lectin-domain containing receptor kinase IV.1. Gene Ontology annotation, molecular function: protein kinase activity; carbohydrate binding; ATP binding. Bases 63 to 2090 code for a protein of 675 amino acids. Gene Ontology annotation, biological process: protein phosphorylation. Gene Ontology annotation, cellular component: plasma membrane. The record is from RefSeq and is a predicted model, not a curated record. The transcript has a single exon. NCBI's taxonomy places the organism in Eukaryota, Viridiplantae, Streptophyta, Magnoliopsida, Brassicales, Brassicaceae.